Aspergillus wentii DTO 134E9 is the source of this 1653-nucleotide messenger RNA. RefSeq lists its product as uncharacterized. Lineage: Eukaryota; Fungi; Ascomycota; Eurotiomycetes; Eurotiales; Aspergillaceae. The record is from RefSeq and is a predicted model, not a curated record. The transcript has 2 exons. The coding region runs from base 1 to 1653 and encodes 550 amino acids.
AUGAUCUUCAACUUGGGUCUGACAGCGAAUGCCGCAGCCGCUCACGAGAGCGAUCUUGCCAACUCCCAGACCGAUAUUCAACGCCCUAGUCCCUCACCCUCUCCAUCCAUCACAUUCGCAAAUUUGCCGUCGCUGGGGAGUAUCUAUAACAGAUACAAAGGGUCGGACAAUUCCGGCUCCCACCAAAGACAACAUCCGCGCGGUAGUAUGCCAACAUCCCCCGUGGAGUCGGUGUCUUCCAUCGAUGCGGAUUAUUCGGCGAUCGGGUCAGGCCUAGGCCGGCCCCGCGCUGCGACUGGAAUUAGUCGAUCGCAAUCAGUUCGAAAAUCAUCGUCACGCCCCAAAACAUCGUACCAACUAGCUCACCCGGCAUCCCAUGCGCGCCACAGGCGAUUGAAGCUGCGUCCCAAGUUGCUUCUGCAGCUUCAACAGGUUUCCCGGACACCGCGCCCGCAACCUGUCCUGGAUGUGUUGCCAUCGACCGUGCACCUGCCCCGAUUAGCCCGCAAGUUCCCUACGAUAUUCCGAGGGAAGAAUGGACUCGGCCCGAAUGAUCUGAUCGUCGUCAAGAGCGACCUGUACCAACGGCCGACGGUGGAUGGCGCAGACAAGCAUGCAGACCAGGACGAAGAUAACAACGAUCAUCGUGAGGUCGUCGCGACCAUCUGCCAACUCCUUAAGGAGGAUGCCCUUUCCAAGGGAAAGGCAGAAAUUUGUCUCAACUAUGGACCGGUAUGGGAAGCGACGCCGCUUUCCAACGGAUCUUACGAAUUCAUGGCCCACACUGACCAUGGAAUUCAGCUCAUGCGAUGGGUUUUGCGUGGAGGAAAGAAUCGCCGGACAUCAGCGCCGCCCGGGUCAAUCCAGCCAGAGGAUAGCAAACGAUUUACGUUCAGCGUGAUCGAUCCCAACACUCGUCGACAUCCAGUCAUCGCAACGAUGACUCGCAACCAUCUUGAAGUGAUGGAGGAAUACUCGAUGCCCGCUCCAUCCAGCGCCCCAUCUACCUCUCCAGUAUCAGCCGCAGUGUCCGUGGUAAGCGAUGGUUCCGAGCUGGACACCCCAUUCGAACGGGAUAUCAUUGCAAUGAACGAUAACCUUCGCACAUUGAUUGUCAUCACCAGUAUCUGGGUGGCGUUUAGGGAGGGCUGGUCUCAUAACUUUCGCUACGACGAUUCAGGGUUGGCAUUAAAUUCGAAGGCUGUCUGCUCGCCUAUGGCUUCUCGCCAUGGUUCCCCAACCACUGCUAGGGCCGAGACUGGCGAAUUUCCAGAGGAGAGAGACAGUUACCCGAACGAGUCUUUGCAAAAUGGAUCCAGACAUCGCAUGUCCACUUCUAACGUCCGCGCGUCCGGAACACCAUCGCCCUCGGAUCGGGUCAAGUCUAUUGCAACGGGCAGUCUGAACAAGCGUUCGAAUUCGACAGGAGCAGCAUUUAUCGAACGAUCCAACCGGCGCGUUUCUGGGAGCGGCAAUCGAUUUCAUCGAAAUAGUCCCGACAAGCCACUUCGGCCCAAUGGUCACGUGCGACAACCCGAAGUAUCUCUCGACAAGGGACUCCCAGACGCAGGGCCCAAUUGCUCAAAGGACAAGCGGCGACGCCGACUGAGCAGUAUAUUCAGUAUCUUUGGGAAGAGAACUGGGGUACAUUGA